This is a messenger RNA of Seminavis robusta, 1377 nucleotides long. The record is from the annotation of a GenBank genome assembly. Lineage: Eukaryota; Bacillariophyta; Bacillariophyceae; Naviculales; Naviculaceae.
AUGACCGCUGCUGUGUCCAAAAUUGGGGAGAACCUUGGUCCAAAGGAACAUCUGCCGGAGAGAAAGGUCUACACAGAUUCAAGUUCUGAUGACUCUGAAACUGAUGCCAAUGCGAAUGCAACACCAGUGGCCCGAGCCAAGACAGCAGAUGCAUCUGGCAACAAGAGUGUGGUUAGGACCAAGAGGACUGUUGAAAGCUUGGGAGAGCGAGGAAGAAUUCCAAACAGUUUGUACAUUUCAGUCCUGAUUAUCAUCUUGCUUCAAUCAUGCAGUGGCAUGUACCAAGUCAAGACCCUGCAGCAAUGGUGGGCUUCUGUUACCACUUCUUCGAGAACAAUCUAUAAUCAUUUCGAGUACCUCAAGGAUCUGAUGAACUCAAUCUAUAUGGGAGAUAUUCGAGGCACACAAGAAUAUGUGAUUGCGGCAGUUGUCACGGCACUUGUGGCAUCUCUGGUUGGAAUUUUCUUUUGGGCUCCCCUUCGAGCAGGUGUGUGGACAGGGCAAAGAGCUUCGAGGCAUAAAAUGCACCGUUACAUGGGACUUUUGUUCUUGAUACAAUACACUUUGGCAUGGGUGGAGUUCUUGACAGACUAUCGCGGUGAUGGCUCUCAGAGCUUUUUGACUCAUUCCCUGGCAAUCAACGGUGUUGUACAAGCCUAUUCUGCUUACUUUUCCUUCAAGGUACUACCAAAAGGCGUUGACGCAGGGUACUACUCGGACAAAGGAGUCUUAUCCAGAGACUUUAUCCAUGAGAAUGCUUUCUUUCAAAUGAUGUGCCUUUUUGGCUCAGUGUAUUACGAUAGUGGCCGACGGGAGUUACUCAGAUCCACUCUACCUGGGAAGUUCGUCGAAAUUUUGUUCAUCUUCUUUCCCUAUGCCAUAGUCCGCCCAUUCUUCCCUGUCACCAGCUUCAACAAGGCAGCAACCCGUCAGAAGAAUACACGCUCAUCAGGCCUAGAACGCUUCUACGAAAUAGGAACAACUAUGAUCAAGAUCUUCUAUCUAUGGGCAAAGUACUUUCUUGGCUUUCACAUCAACUUUAUGGUGUUUCUGGGAAUCGUCAAGCCACAAAAUCAAAUGUUUGUUCAUGGUUUGUACCUGCUCAAUCUUGGAACAGUUUCCCUUGGAGUGUUCCUUCAUACCCUUCGAUUCAAGAAAAUUUUACCUGCAUGGUUCACAUUCUCUGUGUACCUGUGUCAAAUCUAUGCCACCUUUACGGCGCUGCCCUAUGCCAUCGAUGUUUUUGGCACCCAUCCAAAGCUGUGCUUGGUCUCCUUGGCAGGUUUUCUUCUCAACAUGACACGGAGCAAAAAGCUUCAUGCAUGCUGGAGUGUUGGGACUAUGCUGCUGCUAGUGUUGGCUGAUAUUGAAUGGUAG